AUGGCACGUGCAAAACAAUGUUGUUUCAAUUUUUGUAAAGAUUUCAAAGCAUUUGCUACUCGAGGUAAUAUAUUGGAUUUAGCUAUUGGUAUUGUUAUUGGUACUGCUUUUACUAAUGUCAUUCAAUCAAUUGUUGAUGAUAUUAUCACACCUCCAUUGGGGUUAGUUUUGGGUGGUGUCGAUUUUGCUAAUUUAACGAUUAAGAUGAAGAAUUUUGUUUAUAAAGAUCAACCACCGGUUGUUAUUCGUUAUGGAAAAUUUAUUCAAUCAGUUAUUACUUUAUUAAUUGUAGCAAUGGCACUUUUUUGUGUUAUGAAAGGUAUUAAUCAACUCUAUAAAGUAGCAGCUAAAAAGAAGGAAAAAAUGAAGACGGCUGCUGGUUUGGAAGCAAGUGAAGAAGUUAAAAUUUUACGUGAAAUUCGAGAUUUAUUAGCUCACCAAUCGUCUAUGCAAUUAAUGCCUGAUCAAUUGUAA
This is a messenger RNA of Adineta steineri, 474 nucleotides long. NCBI's taxonomy places the organism in Eukaryota, Metazoa, Rotifera, Eurotatoria, Adinetida, Adinetidae. The record is from the annotation of a GenBank genome assembly.